CCAUGUUCGGGGUGGCCUCGGAGGGGCCGGGGCAGGUGGCGGGGAGGCAGCGAGCUCCCGGUUGUGAGGAGACUCUGGCUUCCGCACAGCCCGGCAGCUGCUUCGUGUGUGUUUGGUUUCUGGAUGCGACGGGGAAAGGCAGAGAGUAAAAGCGCUGUCUGCAGCGCUGUAACCAUCGUCACCUGUCUUGUGGGAGAUUUGCUCUGGGCAGGUGGCACUGCAGGGUGCUUGGGUAAGAGUCGGGCAGGCCUUGUGUUGUGAAGGCUGGCAGUGCCUUUGUGAUGAGAGUCUGAACCAUGCGUGGCAAAAAUGGAGUGCUAGCUGGAAACCCUGCUUAAAUGAUGGCUUCAGGAUGGAGAGGGGGAAAAGCUGCUGGCAAAAGGAGAAAGGCUGAUGAUUCACCUGUGGAUCUGCUUCAGAGCUCUGCCUUAGUUAGGCAGCUGGAGAAAGCCAUACAGGUGGACUUAAUCACCCCCCAGUGCCUGCUGGAAGGGCUGUGUGGCUGUGCGUGGUGAGCUCGGAGAUUUCUGGAAUGUGCUGAAGACAAACUUCUCGAUGCAGAUGACUGAUGAACUGUCUAGGGGAGAUGGUCUGCUUGAACGUGCCACUUGAACAGGAAAGAACAGGCGGAAGAUGGAAAGGUCAGUGGCAGCAUGGGCUGCAGAAACCACAAGACUGUGGACCUGAAGAUUUGAGAGAAGCAAGCAAGGCAAACAGAAUUAUAAUCACUGAUUCCAGAAGGGCAAAUUAGAGCCUGUUCAGGGCCCUGCUUGGGAAGAUCCCUUGAGAAAAGUCCAAGAGAGUUGGGUAAUCCUCCAGAACAGUUUCCUCAGAGCAAAAGAACUGUUCAUUUGAAUGUGCAGAAAUCAAAUGAAGGCUGGUAUGGAUGAACAUGCAGCUCCUGGCUGAGUUCAGACGCAAAAGAAGGUGGGAAUAGGAGCUGAGUACUUGGGAGGAGCGUAGAUGGAGAUGUAAGAUGUUACAGAGCAUGUUCCUGUAUGCAUGGGCAAACCAACAAGGGAUGUGCAGAGCAGCAGAAGUGUGUUAUCAUUGGCAGUGAGAGGGAAGGUGGUCACUGAGAUCACUGACAGCACUAGCACAGAAUUCACAGGUCCUACAACCAUCACUCGUACGAUUGAGUAUGAAAAAACUUCUGGUGAGGAUGCACCAACUCCAGUCAGAAAGAAGACAAUACGGACAAAAGUGGACUCUUCUAAGUUCUUGACACCUUACCUGCAGCACAGUAAUAAAAUGAAGGACCUGUUCAGUGAGAACAAGUACAAAGAAAAAUUUAAUAAAGAAAGAGGAAAGCCAUAUGCUUCCACAAUUGAUACCCCAGAAAUUCGAAGAAUCAAGAAAGUGCAGGAUCAGCUCAGUGAGGUUAAAUACCGCAUGGCUGGUGAAGCUGCUCGAACUAUUUGCCACGUUGAUGAAAAGGCCUGGGAUAUAGAACAUGCAAAGAAGGUAUCUCAGCAAGUGAGCAAGGUGUUAUAUAAACAGAACUGGGAGGAGAAUAAAGACAAGUACUUACUUCCCCCUGAUGCCCCAGAGCUUGUAAAUGCAAUAAAAAAUACAGCAAUGUUCAGUAAGAAACUUUAUACAGAAGACUGGGAAGGAGACAAAACAUUGUUCUACCCGUACAAUGACAGUCCAGAACUCAGAAGGGUGGCACAGGCUCAAAAAGCUCUGAGUGAUAUUGUCUACAAAAAAGGGCACGAUGAACGAAAAUCUAAAUAUACUUCUCUGCCAGAUCCCCCUGAUGUGGAACAAGCCAAGAAAGUGACAAGGCAGCUGAGUGAUAUUAUUUAUCAUGAAGACUAUAAAAACAAGAUCAAAGGCAAGUGGAGUCAAACUCCAUGCUAUGAUGUUGCAAUUGCAAAAAUGAACGCAGAAAAUAUAAGCAUGAAAAAAUACCAGGAAGACUUUGAAAAUGUGAAAGACCAAAUCUAUUUUAUGCAGACUGAAACUCCAGAAUAUGAAGCUAAUAAGCGAGUUUCGGAGAAUGUCAGUAAGAUAAAAUACAGAGCAGACUACGAGAAGAACAAAGCCAUUGCAGAUUAUAAUGUGCUUCCUGCAACAGAGAACCCAUUGCUGAGGCAAUUAAAAACUGCAGGAGAUGUGCUGAGUGACAAAUUAUACAAAGAAGCCUAUGAGCAGUCCAAAGGAACAAGCAUGAACUACUGUGAGACACCAAAGUUCCAGACUGAUAGCGUUCUGAAGAAUUUUAGUGAUGUAAAAUACAAAGAUGCUUAUCAAAAGAAUAUUUUGGGACACUAUUUGGGCAGUUUUGAGGACCCACAUCAGAUACACUGUAUGAAAGUCGAAGCUAUGAAGAGUGAUAAAAAUUACAAAGCGGAUUAUGAAGAAGAAAAGACAAAAUGCUACUUCCCUCAGACCAUAACUCAAGAAUAUGAAGCUAUUAAGAAGUUAGAGCAGUGUAAAGAUCACACCUACAAAAAGCAUCCUGAUCAGAUCAAAUUUACCCCAGUGACUGACUCUCCAGUACAGAAGCAAGCAGAGAUCAAUAGCAAGCAGCUGAGUGAUAAACUCUACAGAUCUUCCGGAGAAGAAGUUAAACAUAAAUACACUCUCCCCCCAGAUGUCCCACAGUUUAUCCAAGCUAGAUACAAUGCUGCAAAUGUCAGUGAUGCCUAUUAUAAACAGGACUACCACGAUUUAAUAGCUAAAGGGACCAACGUGUCACUUGAUGCUAUUCCAAUUACUCGAGCAAAAGCAUCAAGAAACAUUGCUAGUGAUUAUAAAUAUAAAGAAGCAUAUGAAAAGGCUAAAGGAAAACAGGUUGGUUUCAAAAGCCUGCAAGAUGACCCCAAGCUUGUUCACUACAUGCAUGUUGCAAAGAUUCAGUCCGAUCGUGAAUAUAAGAAGGACUACGAGAAGAGUAAGACUAACUAUCACACACCUCCUGACACAUUCAGUAUCCAGGCUGCAAAGAAGUCUCAGGAUGUAGCUUCUACUGCCCACUACAAAAAUCUGAUCCAUCACUACACCUAUCUGCCAGAUGCUAUGGAUGUUGAGCUUGCAAAGAACAUGAUGCAAAUUCAGAGUGAUAAUGUAUACAAACAAGACUAUAACAGUUGGUUCAAGGGUAUUGGAUGGAGUCCUCUUGGCUCUCUGGAUGUAGAAAAAGCUAAAAAGGCUGGAGAUGCAUUAAAUGAGAAGAGGUACCGUCAGCACCCAGACACCAUCAAAUUUACAAGUGUGCCAGACUCAAUGACAAUGGUUUUAGCUCAGCACAACACCAAGCAACUGAGUGAUGUAGCAUAUAAGCAAGAGGGUGAAAAAGUAAAGCACAAAUACAAGCUUGAUCCUGAUGUUCCUCAGUUUAUUCAAGCAAGGGUCAAUGCCUUCAAUUUGAGUGAUGCUAACUACAAAGCAGACUGGAAAAAAACCAUUGCCAAAGGAUAUGAUCUGAAACCAGAUGCCAUUCCUAUUAUUGCUGCUAAGGCAUCUCGAAAUAUUGCAAGUGAUUACAAGUACAAGGAGUCAUACGAGAAAGAUAAAGGCAAACAGGUUGGAUUCCGUAGCCUGCAGGAUGAUCCCAAACUUGUUCAUUACAUGCGCGUGGCCAAAAUCCAAUCAGAGCGUGAAUACAAGAAGGAUUAUGAAGUGACCAAGACCAAAUAUCAUACUCCCUUGGAUAUGUUCAGUGUGACGGCUGCCAAGAAGGCUCAGGAAGCUGUUACAAACGCAGGCUAUAAACAGCCCAUUCACCAUUAUACUCUCUUGCCUGAUUCUGUGAAUCUGGAGCUAUCAAGAAACAUGAUGCAGCUUCAGAGUGAUAACGUGUAUAAAGCAGACUUUAAUAACUGGCUGAGAGGAGUUGGCUGGUUGCCAAUUCAAUCCUUGGAUGUAGAAAAGGCCAAAAAAGCUUCAGAUAUUCUCAGUGAAAAGAAAUAUCGCCAGCACCCUGACAAGCUGAAGUACUCUAUUCCACUGGAUGCAAUGGAACAAGUGCUAGCUAAACAAAAUGCCAAGACUAUGAAUAAGAGGCUCUACACUGAUAAAUGGAACAAAGAGAAGACCAGCAUUCAUGUUAUGCCAGAUACUCCAGAAAUUCUGCAGUCUAGAGUGAACCAGAUCACAAUGAGUAAUAAACUAUACAAAGCUGGAUGGGAGGAAGACAAGAAGAAAGGUUAUGACAUGCGUCCAGAUGCUAUUCCAAUAAAAGCAGCCAAAACUUCCCAGGACAUUGCAAGUGAUUAUAAAUACAAACUAGCCUAUGAAAAAGCAAAAGGAAAGCAUAUUGGGUUCCGCAGCCUUGAAGACGACCCCAAGCUGGUGCACUUCAUGCAGGUGGCUAAGAUGCAAUCUGAUCGUGAAUACAAGAAAGAUUAUGAGAAGGCAAAGACUAACUUCCAUACUCCAGUUGACAUGCUCAGCGUUGUGGCAGCCAAGAAAGCACAGGAAGUGGCUACAAAUGCAAACUACAAAAACUUGAUCCAUAUCUACAAUGUUUUACCUGAUGCUAUGAGUCUUGAAUUAGCCAAAAACAUGAUGCAGAUACAAAGUAAUAAUCAAUACAGAGCAGAUUAUGAUGAAAGUAUGAAGGGUGUUGGAUGGAUGCCUCUGGGCUCUCUGGAGGCUGAGAAGAACAAGAAAGCCAUGGAAAUUCUUAGUGAAAAGAAAUACCGUCAGCAUCCAGACAAGUUGAAGUAUUCUGUUCCUCUGGAUUCCAUGAAUAUGGCCUUAGCUUUACAUAAUGCUAAAAUCAUGGAUGAGCACCAAUACAAACAAGCAUGGGAAGAGGACAAGAAGAAGGUUCACAUGACACCAGAUAUUCCACAGUUUACUUUAGCAAAAGCUAACGCGUUUAAUAUAAGUGAUAAAAUGUAUAGACAUUCUUUUGAAGAAGCCAGAAAGAAAGGGUAUGAUCUCAGAUCUGAUGCUAUCCCUAUUAAGGCUGCCAAAGCUUCCAGGGACAUUGCUAGUGAUUAUAAAUACAAAUUAGGUUAUGAACAAGACAAGGGAAAGCUUGUAGGCUUCCGCAGCCUUCAGGAUGAUCCUAAACUUGUCCAUUAUAUGCAAGUGGCUAAGAUGCAGUCUGACCGUGAAUACAAGAAGGCCUAUGAGGCAAGCAAGACUCACUACCAAACACCUUCUGAUGCACUCAGUAUCAUGGCAGCUAAGGAGGCACAAGAUCGUGUAACCAAUGCAAACUACAAACGACUGAUACACCACUAUAUGCUUCUGCCAGAUGCAAUGAGUUUUGAAUUGUGCAGGAACAUGAAUCAGAUACAAAGUAAUAAUGAAUACAAACAGGAUUACAAUGAAUGGUUCAAAGGUAUUGGUUGGAGUCCUGUUGGUUCUCUGGAUGUGGAGAAAUCUAAGAAAGCUACAGAAAUUGCAAGUGACCGGAAAUACCGACAGCAUCCCAGCACAUUUUCUUUUACAAAACAGAUUGAUGCCAUGGAUAUGGUCCUUGCAAAGCACAAUGCAGAUAUAAUGAAUAAACAUGCUUAUACACAAGCCUGGGAGAAGGAUAAAACUCAAGUUCAUGUGAUGCCAGAUACACCAGAUAUUUUACAGGCAAAACAGAACAAGGCGAACUACAGUCAGAAACAAUACAAGCUCGACUGGGAGGAAAUGAUUAAGAAGGGCUAUGACCUCACACCUGAAGCCAUUUCAGUGAAAGCUGCCAAAGCUUCAAGGGACAUUGCAAGUGAUUACAAAUACAAGGAGGGUUACCGCAAGCAGCAGGGACAUCACAUUGGAUUCCGGAGCUUACAGGAUGAUCCGAAGAUGAUGUGGUCUAUGCAAGUAGCUAAGAUGCAGAGCGAGAGGGAGUAUAAGAAAGACUUUGAAAAGUGGAAGACAAAGUUUAACAUGCCUGUGGAUAUGUUAGGCUUCCUUCUGGCUAAGAAAUGUCAGGAAUUGGUUAGUGAUAUAGACUAUAAACACAUGCUACACCGCUGGACUUGUCUACCAGACCAAAAUGAUGUCACCCAAGCAAAGAGGGUCUACGAUCUACAGAGUGAUAAUCUGUACAAGUCAGAUCUACAGUGGCUCAGGGGCAUUGGAUGGAGUCCUUUGGGAUCUUUGGAGUCUGAAAAGAACAAGAAAGCUUCUGAAAUACUGAGUGAAAAGAAGUACCGGCAGCACCCAGAUACUAUUAAGUUCACAAGUAUCCCAGAUGCCAUGAAUAUCACUCUAGCAAAAUCUAAUGCCAAAAACAGAAGUGAUAUACUGUAUAGAGAGGCUUGGGACAAGGACAAAACUCAGGUUCACAUCAUGCCUGAUACUCCUGAAAUUUUGUUGGCUAAAUCAAACUUAAUCAACACAAGUGAUAAACAUUACAAGUUAGGAUAUGAAGAGCUGAGGAGGAAAGGCUAUGAUCUUCCUCCAGAUGCUAUACCACUCAAGGCAGCAAAGGCAUCCAGAGACAUCGCCAGUGAAUAUCAGUAUAAAACAGCCUACCGCAAGCAGCUUGGCCACCACAUUGGAGCCCGCAACAUAGAGGACGAUCCGAAGAUGAUGUGUGCCAUUCCCAUCAAGUCUGCGAAAGCUUCCAGGGACAUUGCCAGUGAUUACAAAUAUAAGGAAGGGUACCGCAAGCAGCUUGGCCACCACAUUGGAGCCCGCAACAUAGAGGACGAUCCGAAGAUGAUGUGGUCAAUGCACGUAGCCAAGAUCCAGAGUGACAGGGAGUACAAGAAAGCCUUUGAGAAGACCAAGACGCACUUCAGCAGCCCUGUGGACAUGCUGGGAAUUGUGUUGGCCAAGAAAUGUCAGGAGCUGGUCAGCGAUGUUGAUUACAAGCAUCUUCUGCAUCGCUGGACCUGUCUGCCGGACCAGAACGAUGUUGUACAAGCCCGGAAAGUGUACGACCUUCAGAGUGAUAAUGUGUACAAGUCUGACCUGCAGUGGUUGAAAGGCAUUGGCUGGUCCCCAAUUGGUUCCCUGGAUGAAGAGAAGAACAAGCGAGCGAGCAUGAUCCUGUACAAGUAUAAAGAAGGGUACCGCAAGCAGCUUGGCCACCACAUUGGAGCCCGCAACAUAGAGGACGAUCCGAAGAUGAUGUGGUCGAUGCACGUAGCCAAGAUCCAGAGUGACAGGGAGUACAAGAAGGCGUUUGAGAAGACCAAGACACACUUCAGCAGCCCCGUGGACAUGCUGGGAAUUGUGUUGGCCAAGAAAUGUCAGGAGCUGGUCAGCGAUGUUGAUUACAAGCAUCUUCUGCAUCGCUGGACCUGUCUGCCGGACCAGAACGAUGUUGUACAAGCCCGGAAAGUGUACGACCUUCAGAGUGAUGUGAGUUAUCCUGUUGUGGGUGUGUACAAAUAUAAGGAAGGGUACCGCAAGCAGCUUGGCCACCACAUUGGAGCCCGCAACAUAGAGGACGAUCCGAAGAUGAUGUGGUCGAUGCACGUAGCCAAGAUCCAGAGUGACAGGGAGUACAAGAAAGCCUUUGAGAAGACCAAGACGCACUUCAGCAGCCCCGUGGACAUGCUGGGAAUUGUGUUGGCCAAGAAAUGUCAGGAGCUGGUUAGUGAUGUUGAUUACCGCCACUAUCUGCAUCAGUGGAUCUGCCUGCCGGACCAGAACGAUGUUAUCCAUGCUAGGAAGGCCUAUGAUCUGCAGAGUGAUAAUUUCUACAAGUCAGACCUUGAGUGGAUGCGUGGCAUUGGUUGGGUCCCCAUUGGUUCCUUGGAUAUUGAAAAAGCCAAGAGGGCAGGACAGAUCUUGAGUGACAAAGUCUACCGUCAGCCUCCAGACACCAUCAAGUUUACGAGUGUUACUGAUUCUCUGGAGAUGAACUUAGCUAAGCAUAAUGCAGAGAUGAUGAAUAAGCGUUUGUAUACUGAGGCCUGGGAUAAAGACAAGACGCAAGUUCACAUCAUGCCCGACACACCUGAAAUCACACUGGCAAAACAGAAUAUGCAUAACUACAGUGAGAAACUGUACAAACAAGCCAUGGAAGAAGCAAAAAAGAAAGGCUAUGAUUUGAGAAGUGAUGCUAUCCCAAUUCAGGCUGCCAAAGCAUCCAGGCAAAUUGCCAGUGAUUACAAAUAUAAGGAAGGGUACCGCAAGCAGCUUGGCCACCACAUUGGAGCCCGCAACAUAGAGGACGAUCCGAAGAUGAUGUGGUCGAUGCACGUAGCCAAGAUCCAGAGUGACAGGGAGUACAAGAAAGCCUUUGAGAAGACCAAGACGCACUUCAGCAGCCCCGUGGACAUGCUGGGAAUUGUGUUGGCCAAGAAAUGUCAGGAGCUGGUCAGCGAUGUUGAUUACCGCCACUAUCUGCAUCAGUGGAUCUGCCUGCCGGACCAGAACGAUGUUAUCCAUGCUAGGAAGGCCUAUGAUCUGCAGAGUGAUAAUUUCUACAAGUCAGACCUUGAGUGGAUGCGUGGCAUUGGUUGGGUCCCCAUUGGUUCCUUGGAUAUUGAAAAAGCCAAGAGGGCAGGACAGAUCUUGAGUGACAAAGUCUACCGUCAGCCUCCAGACACCAUCAAGUUUACGAGUGUUACUGAUUCUCUGGAGAUGAACUUAGCUAAGCAUAAUGCAGAGGUGAUGAAUAAGCGUUUAUACACUGAAGCGUGGAAUAAAGAUAAGACCACAAUCCAUGUCAUGCCUGACACACCUGAAAUCAUGCUAGCUAAACAAAACCAAGCACACUACAGUCAGAAAAUGUACAGACUAGCUUUGGAGGAAUCAAAGAAGAAGGGUCAUGACUUGCGUUUUGAUGCCAUUCCUAUCCAAGCUGCCAAAGCAUCCAGAGAGAUUGCCAGUGAUUACAAAUAUAAGGAAGGGUACCGCAAGCAGCUUGGCCACCACAUUGGAGCCCGCAACAUAGAGGACGAUCCGAAGAUGAUGUGGUCGAUGCACGUAGCCAAGAUCCAGAGUGACAGGGAGUACAAGAAAGCCUUUGAGAAGACCAAGACGCACUUCAGCAGCCCCGUGGACAUGCUGGGAAUUGUGUUGGCCAAGAAAUGUCAGGAGCUGGUUAGUGAUGUUGAUUACCGCCACUAUCUGCAUCAGUGGAUCUGCCUGCCAGACCAGAACGAUGUUAUCCAUGCUAAGAAGGCCUAUGAUCUGCAGAGUGAUGCUGUUUAUAAAUCCGACCUGGAAUGGCUGAAGGGAAUUGGAUGGGUUCCUAUUGGCUCAUUGGACGUUGAGAAGGCUAAGAAAGCUGGAGAAAUCCUGAGUGAGAGGAAGUAUCGUCAACCAGCUGACCAAAUCAAAUUUACUAGUGUGACAGAUUCUUUGGCUAUGAUGUUAGCCAAGCAUAAUGCUGAGAUAAUGAACAAGCGUUUAUAUACAGAAGCCUGGGAUGCAGACAAAACGUCGAUUCACGUCAUGCCUGACACUCCAACUAUUUUAUUAGCAAAGGCCAACGCAGCUAAUGUUAGCCAUAAACAUUAUAUACAAGCCUGGGAAGAUGCCAAAAAGAAGGGUUAUGACAUGAGAGCUGAUGCAAUUCCAAUUCGAAGUGCAAAGGCAUCAAGAGACAUUGCGAGUGAUUACAAGUACAAGGAGGCUCACGAGAAGCAGAAAGGGCACUACAUCGGGUGCCGAACCGCCAAGGAGGAUCCCAAGCUGACGUGGGCUGCACGAGCCAUGUUGCUGCAGAAUGACCGCAUUUACAGGAAGGCGUACAACGACUCGAAGGCCCAGAUCCACAUGCCAGUGGAUGCAAUGUCACUGCAGGCAGCCAAGGAGUGCCAGACUCUUGUCAGUGAUGUUGACUACCGCCAUCACCUUCACCAAUGGACGUGUCUGCCUGACCACAAUGAUGUGGUGCACGCGAGGAAAGCCUACGACCUACAGAGUGAUAAUGUGUACAAGUCAGACCUGGAGUGGUUACGAGGUAUUGGCUGGCUGGCGGAAGGUUCUGUGGAUGUGGUCAAAGCCAAGAAAGCCCAGGAAAUUCUGAGUGACAGGUUGUACCGCACACUGCCGGACCAGAUAAAAUUCACCAGCAUAACUGAUUCACCAGAUAUUGUCCAGGCUAAGAUCAAUGCUAUGCAACUCAGUAAUCAUCUGUACCGUGAGGUCUGGGACAAAGACAAGACACAGAUUUCCAUACCUUCUGACACUCCUGAGAUGCUGCAGUCAAAACUCAACGCUCUGAACAUCAGCAAUAAACAUUAUCAGAAGGCCUGGGAUGAGGCCAAAGCGAAGAACUAUGACCUAAGAGCUGACGCCAUUCCCAUCAAACACGCCAAGGCUUCCAGAGACAUUGCUAGUGAGGUACGGCCUCCUCUGAACGAUCCCAAGCUGAUGUGGGCUGCACGAGCCAUGUUGCUGCAGAAUGACCGCAUUUACAGGAAGGCGUACAAUGACUCGAAGGCCCAGAUCCACAUGCCAGUGGAUGCAAUGUCACUGCAGGCAGCCAAGGAGUGCCAGACUCUUGUCAGUGAUGUUGACUACCGCCAUUACCUUCACCAGUGGACGUGUCUGCCUGACCACAAUGAUGUGGUGCACGCGAGGAAAGCCUACGACCUACAGAGUGAUAAUGUGUACAAAUCAGACCUGGAGUGGUUACGAGGUAUUGGCUGGCUGACAGAAGGUUCUGUGGAUGUAGUCAAAGCCAAGAAAGCCCAGGAAAUCCUGAAUGACAAGUUGUAUCGCACACGGCCAGACCAGAUAAAAUUCACCAGUGUAACUGAUGCGCCAGAUGUUGUCCAGGCUAAGAUCAAUGCUAUGCAACUCAGUAAUCAUCUGUACCGUGAGGCCUGGGACAAGGACAAGACACAGAUUUCCAUACCUUCUGACACUCCUGAGAUGCUGCAGUCAAAACUCAAUGCUCUGAACAUCAGCAAUUGGACGUGUCUGCCUGACCACAAUGAUGUGGUGCACGCGAGGAAAGCCUACGACCUACAGAGUGAUGCUGUUUAUAAGUCAGACCUAGAAUGGCUCCGUGGAAUUGGCUGGUUGCCUAAUGAUUCUCCAGGUAUUCAGAGAGUGAAACAUGCCCAGGAUCUCCUGAGUGACAAGGUGUAUCGCACACCUAUUGACAGCGUGAAGUACACCAGUGUCGUCGAUUCUCCAGACAUUGUUCUAGCUAAAGUGAAUGCUGAACAGCUCAGUAUUCCAAAAUACAAAGAAGCCUGGGAAAAGGACAAGACUAUGAUCCAUAUUAUGCCAGACACACCUGAAAUCAACCUAGCCAAGUCUAAUGCUCAUAAUUAUAGCAAGAAACUGUAUAGAGAAGCCUGGGAUGAAGUGAAGAUGAGUUAUGAUUUGAGAGCAGACGCAAUCCCAAUUAAAGCAGCCAAAGCUUCCAGAGAAAUUGCUAGUGAUUAUAAAUACAAACUGGAUCAUGAGAAGCAGAAAGGACAUUACGUUGGAGUUCCAAAUGCAAAAGCAGAUACAAAAAUGCAGUUUGCCCUUGGCAUAGGCAAGGUUCAGAGUGAACUGGAAUACAAGAAACACUUUGCCAAAUGGAAGACACAGUGCCAUCUGCCUGUUGAUAUGCUGUCUAUCCAAUCAGCUAAACAUGGGCAGUCUUUGGUCAGCGAUGUUGAUUACCGUCAUUACCUGCAUCAGUGGAUCUGUCUUCCAGAUCAGAAUGAUGUGAUACAUGCCAGGAAAGCCUACGAUCUUCAAAGUGAUGCUGUUUACAAAUCUGAUUUAGAAUGGCUACGAGGAAUUGGAUGGUUGCCAAAUGAUUCACUUGGAAUAAAUCACGUCAAACAUGCCGGAGACCUAUUGAAUGAGAGAAAGUAUCGUACAAAAGUUGAAACACUUCAAUUUACUCCAGUGACAGACAGAGUUGAUUAUGUCACAGCGAAGAAAAGUGGUGAAAUUCUUAGUGAUAUUAAAUACCACAAAGCAUGGAAUGAAGUCAAGUCAAAUUAUACUCUAACAGAUACACCACAGCUAGAUAUGGCUCGAGAGGCAGCCAGAAUUCUUAAUCAGAGUUUAUACAAGGAAAGCUGGGAGAAAGAAAAAGCCACUGGUUAUCUCUUACCUCCUGACACUGUGCAGAUCCGUCAUGCCAAACACUCAAAUGAUGUCCAAAGUGAGCUUAAGUACAAAGCUGACUAUGUCAAACAAAGAGGUCACUACGUGGGAGUCCCCAGUAUGAGAGAUGAUCCCAAACUGGUGUGGUUUGAACAUGCAGGCGAGAUCCAGAAUGACAGAUUGUAUAAAUCAAAUUACCACAAGACAAAGUCCAAAAUUCACAUCCCUGUGGAUAUUAUGUCAGUUGUAGCAGCCAAGGAGUGUCAGACGUUGGUCAGUGAUGUUGACUAUCGCCACUACCUCCAUCAGUGGACGUGCCACCCUGACCAGAAUGAUUGUAUUCAGGCAAGGAAGGCCUAUGAUCUGCAAAGCGACAAUAUUUAUAAAUCUGACUUGGAAUGGCUCCGUGGUUGUGGCUGGAUUCCUCUGGAUUCAGUGGAACAUAAGAAAGUCAAGCAUGCACAGGAACUGAUAAAUAAGAGAGCGUAUACAAAAGAUGCCCUUGAAAACUUUUCUAAAUUCACCAGCGUGGUUGACACUCCAGACAUUGUCUUGGCAAAGAUUAACUCUGUCAAUCAGAGCGAUCUAAAAUACAAAGAAACAUUUAACCUCGAGAAAGGCCAGUACAUCGGGUCUGAUGAUACUCCUGAACUGAAUCAUGCCAGAGACAUGUCCUUGCUGUAUAGUGAUAAACUUUAUAAAAGAGACUGGGAAAUCAGCAAGCCCAUUGGGUAUACUUUGGAUACAACAUACAUUCCACUUGUUGGAGCCAAGCAUGCAAACUACGUGAAUAGUGAGCGUAAAUAUAAGGAGCUAUAUGAGAAGCUGAAAGGCCAUUAUCUGGCUGGGAAGGACAUUGGAGAUUUCCCCAGCGUCGUUCAUUCGUUAGCAUUCCAGAAAAUAAGGAGCGCGUUGGCAUACAGAAAGAAUUAUGAAGACACUAAAACAAGAGUCCAUAUUCCAAGUGAUAUGAUGAAUCAUGUGCUAGCUAAGAAGUGUCAGUAUAUCCUCAGUGACCUUGAAUACCGAACUUACCUCCAUCACUGGAAUUGUUCUCCUGAAGAACAUGAUGUUAUUCAAGCAAGAAGGGCCCAGGAAAUUUUGAGUGAUGUGGUGUAUAAAGAUGACUUAAAUUGGCUGAAGGGAAUUGGAUGCUAUGUCUGGGAUACUCCACAAAUCCUGCAUGCUAAAAAAUCAUAUGACCUCCAGAGCCAAAUAAAAUAUACAGCUGCUGGAAAAGAGAAUUUACAGAACUUUGGUGUUGUUACUGAUACACCAGUCUAUGUGACUGCGGUGCAGAGUACUAUAAAUGCCAGUGAUGUUAAAUACAAAGAAGAUUACCAUAAAACUAAGGACAAGUAUACAACUGUGACUGAAACAGCAGACUCUGAAAGAGUUCAAAAUCUGAAGCAUCUUUUUAGCAAUAAUCUCUACAAAGAAGCCUGGGACAGGGUGAAAGCUACUAGCUACAUAAUGCCAUCUGAUGCUGUAUCCCUAGCACGUGCAAAGGAACUGAAGCAUAAUGCUAGUAUUGUAAAAUACCGAGAAGAAUAUGACAAGUUUAAAGCUCUAUACACACUACCUAGAAGUGUUGAGGAUGAUCCCAAUACAGCAAGGUGCCUUAGAGUUGGAAAGCUUAAUAUUGAUCGUCUCUACAAGGAAACCUAUGAAAAGAAUAAAGCCAAAGUCCACAUUGUUCCUGACAUGGUAGACAUAAUUGCUGCUAAAGAUGCUCAGCAGAAAAUCAGUGAAAUUGAUUACCGCACACGUCUCCAUGACUGGAUCUGCCUCCCAGAUCUUCAGAUCAAUGCACAUGUUCGAAAAGUAGCUGAUCAGAUCAGUGAUGUGGUAUACAAGGAUGAUCUUAACUGGCUGAAAGGCAUUGGCUGCUUUGUUUGGGACACUCCUGAGAUUCUCCAUGCUAAACAUGCCUACGACCUUCGCAGUGAUAUCAAGUACAAAUCUGAUGCAGAAAAAACGAAGAGCAAAUACACUGUGGUCAUGGACACUCCUGUUUAUGUCCAGAGUAUCCUCAGUGGCUUGAAUGCCAGCGAAGUUGUCUAUCGUGGUGACUAUUUAAAUAAAGUUAGAGGCAAAAUGAUUCCUACUAACAAAACAGUGGAUUUGGAGCGGGCACAUCAUGCAAACAAGAUACAGAGUGAAAAUUUGUAUCGCUGGGCUGGUUUGAAAGCUCUGCCUACUGGAUACAGUCUUCCCAAAGAUACCCCUGGCUUCCAGCAUGCUAAACACGUCCAGUACAUUGGCAGUGAUCUGAAAUAUAAAGAAGCCUAUGAACAUAUGAAAGCCAAAGGCUACACUCUGGGACCUAAUGAUGUUGGGUUUGAGAAUGUGAAGAAAGUGAAUCAAGUCAUUAAUGAGAGGUUGUAUCGGGCAACGUACCACAAGAACAAGGAUAAGAUUCAUACUACUCCAGACACACCAGAAAUCCGUCAAGUCAGAGCAACACAGGAAGCUGUCAGUGAUUUGAUCUACAAGUCAGAUUUCUUUAAGAUGCAAGGACACUUGAUUUCCUUGCCAUUCACUCCUCAGGUGUUGCACUGCCGCUAUGUUGGGGACAUCACAAGUGAUAAUAAAUACAAAGAGGAUCUGAAGUGGUUGCAGGGCUUGGGCUGCUUCCUUUAUGAUACUCCUGAUAUGGUCCGUGCUCGUCAGCUGCGUAAGCUUUGGUCUAAUUAUGUAUAUACUGAUACUGCAAAGAAGAUGCGGGAUAAAUACAGUGUGGUGUUGGAUACUCCUGGAUACAGGACUGUUCAGGAACUAAAAACCCAUUUGAGUGAUCUGGUUUACAGGGCUGCAGGCAAGGAGCUGAAGACAAAAUACACUUCUGUCCUUGACACACCUGACUUCUUGAGAGCCAAGAAAGGACAAAAAAUACAGAGCCAGUAUUUGUAUGUGGAACUUGCCACCAAAGAGAGACCUCAUCACCAUGCUGGUAGCCAGACUCCAGCCUUCACACAUGCCAGGCAUGUAAAAGACAUGGUCAGUGAGACAAAAUAUAAGAUCCAGUAUGAGAAGAUGAAGGACAAAUACACACCAGUCCUUGACACACCAGUCUUGAUCAGAGCCAAGAGAGCAUACCUGAAUGCCAGUGAUCUACGCUACAAAGAAACCUUUGAGAACACAAAGGGGAAAUACCACACAGUGAAAGAUGCUUUGGAUAUUGUCUAUCAUCGAAAAGUCACAGAUGAUAUUAGCAGUGUGAAAUACAAAGAAAACUAUAUGAGCCAGCUGGGAAUCUGGAGAUCAAUCCCAGACCGACCAGAACAUUUCCAUCAUCGUAUCGUCACGGAUGCUAUUAGUGAUGUUAAAUACAAGGAGGACUUAUCGUGGCUCAGAGGCAUCGGCUGUUAUGCAUGGGAUACACCAGAUUUUACUUUGGCAGAAAAGAAUAAAGUGCUCUACAGUGGACACAAGUACAAGGAGACGUUUGAAAAGACAAAGUCUCAUUUCCAGUACGUAGCUGACUCUCCAAUUAACAGGCAUUUUAAACAUGCAACUCAGUUGCUGGAUGCGAAAUUAUAUAAAGCUGCCUAUGAGAAGCUCAAAGAUAGGUACAGCGUUAUUGUGGAUGAUCCUAAGAACCUCCUGGCCAAGUGGGGGACUACACUGAGCAGUCAGAACAGUUAUAAGUCCCUUGCCAAGAUGCUCCUGAAACAAGGGUGUAAUGAAAUUCUGAGGCCAGAUAUCCUGACAGCACUCUACAACUCAUACUUAUGGAGCCAGGUUGAGUACAAAAAGGACUAUGAAAAGAAGAAAGAUAAGUAUACCACAGUUGUGGAUACUCCAGAAAACUUAAGGACUGCAAAAGUCAACAAACAGAUUAGUGAUAUUAUUUACAAGUUGGAAUACAACAAAGCGAAGCCUAAAGGCUACACUACAAUUCAUGAUACCCCUAUGCUGCUCCACGUGCGCAAAGUCAAGGACAGAAUAAGUGAUCUGAAAUACAAAGAAAUGUAUGAGAGGAAUAAAUCCCACUGCAAUGUUGUAGCAGAUUCAGUUCAUAUUAAGACUCCAAGGCAUGCUUACAAGCUGAACAGCAAUCUGGAUUAUAAGAAGAAAUAUGAAGCAGCCAAGGCUCAUUGGCACUGGAUUGCUGAUAGGCCUGACUUUGUCCAAGCAGCCAAGUCAUCUCUGCAGCAGAGUGAUUAUGAAUACAAACUGGACCGAGAAUUCCUGAAGGGAUGCAAACUCUCUGUCACAGAUGAUAAGAACACAGUGUUGGCUUUAAACAAUGCCAUCUUGGCAAGUGAUAUAAAAUACAAAGAGAAGCACAACAAAGCUCGAGGAACAUGCCUGGUUGUUCCAGAUACACCUCAGAUCCUCCUGGCUAAGAAUGUCAGCUCUCUGGUAUCUGAGAACAAAUACAAAGAACACAGCAAGAAACAGCUACCUCGUGGGUCUUACACAACCUUACCUGAGACAAGAGACACUGCUCAUGUGAAAGAGGUGACCAAGAACGUCAGUGAUACAAACUAUAAAAAGAAAUUUGUGAAGGAGAAAGGCAAGUCUAAUUACUCCAUCAUGCUGGAGCCUCCUGAAGUGAAACAUGCCAUGGAAGUUGCUAAAAAACAGAGUACAGUUGAAUACAAGAAAGAUGCCAAGUCAAAGCUCCACUACACACCUAUUGCAGAUCGCCCAGAUAUUAAGAAAGCAACUCAGGCUGCUAAGUUAAUUAGUGAUAUUGAAUAUAAAAAGCGUGGAGAAGCUGGCCUUGGUGUAACCAUGCUGGGACGACCAGAUAUUGAGCUGGCAAAGGAAGUGUCCAAGCUAACCAGUCAGGUGAAAUACAAGGAGAACUUUUCCAAAGAGAAGGGUAAAAAGCCAAAGUAUGAUUUAAAGGAGGCUAAAAUCUACAAGACCAUGAAAGAUGCUCACAACAUUGCUAGUGAGGUGAAAUACAAAGCAGAUCUCAAGAAACUUCAUAAGCCUGUCACAGACAUGUCUGAGUCGCUGAUCAUGAACCAUGUCUUGAAUACAAGCCAACUCGCCAGUGCUUACCAGUACAAGAAGCAAUAUGAGAAGAGUAAGGGUCACUACCAUAUGGUGCCAGAUAAUCUUGAGCAGGUUCAUCUAAGGGAGGCAUCAGAACUGCAGAGCCACGUGAAAUACAAAGAAAAGUAUGAGAAGGAAAAAGGUAAACCUAUGCUGGACUUUGAAACUCCAACAUACCUAACUGCAAAGGAAUCUCAGCUCAUGCAGAGUGAGAAAGAAUAUAAGAGGGACUUUGAAGAGUCCAUUAAGGGCAGAAACCUUACUGGCUUGGAGAUAACACCAUCCUUAUUACAUGUCAAAUAUGCAACCAAAAUAGCAAGCGAGAAAGAAUACAGGAAGGAUCUGGAGGAGGGUGUCAAAGGUAAAGGACUGUCAGUUUUGGAGGAGACUCCAGACAUGUUAAGAGCAAAGAAUGCAACUCAGAUCCUGAAUGAGAAAGAGUACAAAAAAGCCUUGGAAUUAGAAAUCAGAGGUAAAGGUCUAUCAGAACUGGCUUUGGAAACACCUGAUUUUGUGAGAGCAAAGAAUGCCACUGACAUUGCUAGCCAGAUCAAAUACAAACAGUUGGCAGAAAUGGAGAAGGCCAACUACACCAGUGUUGUUGAUACUCCAGAGAUCAUUCAUGCCCAGCAAGUCAAAAACCUUUCAAGCCAGAAAAAGUACAAGGAGGAGGCAGAAAGGACCAUGCCAUACUAUGUGCCUGUAGCAGACACCCCAGAAAUGCAGAGAGUCCGUGAGAAUCAAAAGAACUUCAGCACGCUUCAAUAUCAGUGGGACCUACAGAACAGUAAAGGAAAAGUGACAGUUGUACAAGAUACACCAGAAAUGCUGCGUGUGAAGGAAAACCAGAAGAAUUUCAGCUCGAUUUUAUAUAAGGAAGAUAUUGGAACUGGAACUACUAUUGAAAAGACGCCAGAGAUGCAGAGAGUUAAAAGAACCCAGGAUGCAAUUAGCUCGAUUAAGUACAAGGAGAGUAUUGGAAAAGGAACUCCAAUUCCUGAUCUCCCAGAAGUGAAACGUGUCAAGGAGACGCAGAAGCACAUCAGCUCGGUCUUGUACAAAGAGGAGGUGGGGACAGGUAUUCCAACACCUGUAACUCCAGAAAUAGAGAGAGUCAGACGCAAUCAAGAACACAUUAGCUCGGUGUCAUACAAAGAGGGCUUAGGGAUGGGCAUCCCAACCCCGGUCACUCCAGAGAUGGAGAGAGUCAAACGCAACCAGGAGAACAUUAGCUCGGUGUUGUACAGAGAGGGGCUGGGAAUUGGAACCCCAGUGCCUGUGACCCCUGAGAUGGAGAGGGUCAAACGCAACCAGGAGAUCUUUAGCUCGGUGGUGUACAAAGAGAACGUGGGGAUGGGAACCCCCACCCCUGUCACUCCUGAGAUUGAGAGAGUGAGACGCAAUCAAGAACACGUUAGCUCGGUGUUGUACAAAGAGGACGUGGGGAUGGGAACCCCCACCCCUGUCACUCCUGAGAUUGAGAGAGUCAGACGCAAUCAAGAACACGUUAGCUCGGUGUUGUACAAAGAGGAGCUGGGGACAGGGACCCCAAUACCUGUCACUCCUGAAGUUGAGAGAGUCAAACGCAAUCAAGAACACAUUAGCUCGGUGUUGUACAAAGAGAGCGUGGGGACGGGGACCCCCACCCCCAUCACUCCAGAGAUGGAGAGGGUCAAACGCAACCAAGAGAUCUGUAGCUCGGUGUUAUAUAAGGAGAACAUAGGGAAAGCCACCCCAACCCCUGUGACUCCUGAGAUGGAGAGAGUCAAACGCAAUCAAGAGAUCAUUAGCUCGGUUUUGUAUAAAGAAAACGUGGGGAAAGUGACCCCAACACCAAUCACUCCAGAGAUGGAGAGAGUCAGACGCAAUCAAGAGAUCAUUAGCUCGGUGUUGUACAAAGAGAACUUGGGGCGAGCAACCCCCACCCCUAUCACUCCUGAGAUGGAGAGAGUGAAACGCAAUCAAGAACAGAUUAGCUCGGUGUUGUACAAAGAACAGCUGGCAAAAGGAACCCCAACCCCAAUGACCCCUGAGAUGGAGAGAGCGAAGCGCAACCAGGAAAACAUCAGCUCAGUCCUUUACUCUGACAGCUUCCGAAAACAGGUACAGGGCAAAGCUGCUUACGUUCUGGACACACCUGAAAUGCGCCGUGUGCGGGAGACGCAGAAACACAUCUCUACAGUGAAAUACCAUGAAGAUUUUGAGAAAAACAAAGGUACUUUCACACCUGUAGUCACUGACCCCAUUACAGAACGUGUGAAGAAGAACAUGCAGGACUUCAGUGACAUCAGCUAUAGAGGCAUUCAGAGACGAGUGGUAGAAAUGGAGCAAAAGCGCGUGGACCAGGACCAGGAGAAUCUGACAGGUCUUCGUGUGUGGCGCACAAAUCCCGGCUCUGUCUUUGACUACGACCCUGCAGAGGACAACAUUCAGUCCAGGAGCUUACACAUGAUCACAGUCCAAGCGCAGCGCCGCAGCAGGGAGCACUCCCGCUCUGCCAGUGCCCUGAGCAUCAGCGGUGGGGAUGAGAAAUCAGAGCCCUCGGAGGGGGUGAAUCAGCACCUGUCCUACUACAGCAACGAAGGCUUCUUUACCACCACUGCCACAGUGGGUUAUAAACAUGCUAAGACCAUAGAGCUGCCACAACAAAGGUCAGCAUCUGUUGCCACUCAGCAAACCACCGUGUCAUCAGUUCCUUCCCACCCAUCCACUGCUGGGAAGACAUACCGGGCUAUGUAUGACUACACAGCAGCCGACGCUGAUGAGGUUUCCUUCAAAGAUGGUGACACAAUUGUCAAUGUGCAAGCCAUUGAUGAAGGCUGGAUGUAUGGGACCGUGCAGAGAACUGGCAAGACAGGCAUGCUGCCAGCCAACUACGUGGAGGCUGUGUGAGCCAGAGAACAGCCCUCCCCAGGCACAGCCAUCUCCCACUGUCAGCGACAGAACUUUCUAACACCAAAGCACUGCACUGUCUUCCAUGGUGAGUGGUAGUGCUUUACAAACCAGCAUGGGG
Molecule: messenger RNA, 19951 nt
Organism: Phasianus colchicus (ring-necked pheasant)
Lineage: Eukaryota; Metazoa; Chordata; Aves; Galliformes; Phasianidae
Source: RefSeq, a predicted model, not a curated record